AUGAGUGAACAGGAAAGGGAGACAGAAGAGGAUGAAGGCGUUACCUCAGACACAGCACCCAUGCUACCCCGAAGAACGUCUGCUGAUUACCACACCUCAGUCCCGGCACCUAUCCUGGCCAACCGAGGCCUCAGGACCCUGGUGUUGUCCGGCCAGGCCCUUCUUGGGUUCCUGCUCCAUCUGCUGUUACCUGGGACAGUCUUCCUACUGGUGUUGCUGCCAGCAGCUGCCAUUGUCUACCUGGGAUUCCUGUGCCACUCAAGGGUUCACCCAGCUCCGGGUCCACGAUGCCGAGCGCUGCUCUCAGACCGCGGCUCGGCGGCGCUCAUUGUGUUUGGAUUCCUCUCCUUGCCGCCACUUCUUGUGCUCGCCUCUGCCGCCCGCUCCCUCCUGGUCCGGCGACUACGCCCUGUACUGCCUACCCCCGCGAGGACCCCCGACCCGCGCCGCACGCUCAGGAGUAGCGAAGAUCUGGCCGACGACCGCCCGGACGAGGAGAAACAACUUUGUGCUUGGGUCUGA
This is a messenger RNA of Grammomys surdaster, 522 nucleotides long. RefSeq names its product transmembrane protein 88B (gene Tmem278). The transcript is spliced from 2 exons. Gene Ontology annotation, biological process: negative regulation of canonical Wnt signaling pathway. The record is from RefSeq and is a predicted model, not a curated record. The coding region runs from base 1 to 522 and encodes 173 amino acids. Gene Ontology annotation, cellular component: plasma membrane. Gene Ontology annotation, molecular function: PDZ domain binding. Lineage: Eukaryota; Metazoa; Chordata; Mammalia; Rodentia; Muridae.